GAAGCUUCUAUUGCUAUCCAGGCACUCACCGACCGAAGCUCCUUAAACCACCCCCAUCCACCACCUCCAAAACCCGCGAUCCAACCACAACCGCAGGCAGUGAGGCGCAAAAAUGGCUUCCAUGUUCGAGCAGUCAGGGAGCGGCACGCUUUUCCUCGGCGGUCAGAAGAUUUCCGGCGCCGACAUCAGAGACCAGAACGUCCUCGCGACCCAAGCUAUCGCAAAUGUCGUCAAGAGCUCCUUUGGCCCCAGUGGUCUGGACAAGAUGAUGGUGGACGAUAUUGGUGAUGUCACGGUCACGAACGACGGCGCUACUAUUCUCAGCUUGUUGGAUGUCGAGCACCCGGCGGGCAAGAUCUUGGUCGAUCUGGCACAACAACAAGAUAAGGAGGUCGGCGAUGGCACAACCUCUGUUGUCCUCAUCGCGGCCGAGCUGCUUCGCCGAGGAAACGAGCUGAUGAAGAACCGCAUACACCCCACUACCAUCAUUACCGGUUACCGACUUUCCCUUCGCGAGGCGGUCAAGUACAUGAACGAGAACAUCAGCAUCAAGGUCGAGAAUCUCGGGCGCGAAUCCCUCGUCAACAUUGGCAAGACAUCUAUGUCCAGCAAGAUUAUUGGAGCCGACUCCGAUUUCUUCGCCAACAUGGUCGUGGAUGCCAUGCUGGCUGUCAAGUCGACAAACGGCCGCAACGAGACAAAAUACCCCGUCAAGGCUGUCAACAUUCUGAAGGCACACGGCAAGGGCUCCUUGGAGUCCCAGCUUAUCAAGGGUUACGCUCUCAACUGCACAGUCGCCUCGCAGGCCAUGCCGACGAGAAUACAAGAUGCCAAGAUUGCGGUGUUGGAUAUGAACUUGCAAAAGGAGCGCAUGAAGUUGGGUGUCCAGAUCACGGUGGAUGACCCGCAGCAGUUGGAGCAGAUUCGCCAGAGAGAGUCGGGCAUGAUCUUGGAGAGAGUAGAGAUGAUCCUCAAGGCGGGUGCCAACGUCAUCCUUACCACCAAGGGUAUUGAUGACAUGGUUCUGAAGACCUUUGUCGAGAAGGGUGCCAUGGGUGUGCGCAGAUGCAAGAAGGAGGACCUCCGCAGGAUCGCCAAGGCGACGGGCGCCACCAUGCUCAGCACACUGUCGGACCUCAACGGUGACGAGAAGUUCGACCCCUCAUACCUCGGACACGCCGAGGAGGUUGUCCAGGAGCGCAUCUCCGACGACGAGUGCAUCCUUGUCAAGGGCACCAAGACCCACUCCUCAGCAUCCAUCAUCCUCCGCGGACCCAACGACUUCACCCUCGACGAGAUGGAACGGUCCAUCCACGACUCCCUCAACGCCGUCAAGAGAACCCUCGAGAGCGGCAGCAUCGUUCCCGGUGGUGGAUCCGUCGAGACGGCCCUGCACAUUUACCUCGAGGAGUUUGCCGGCACCGUCGGCUCCCGCGAGCAGCUGGCCAUUGGCGAGUUCGCGCAGUCUCUGCUCGUCAUUCCCAAGACGCUGGCCGUCAACGCCGCCAAGGACGCAUCAGAGCUCGUUGCCCAGCUGCGUUCCCGGCACGCACUGUCGCAGCGCAUCCAGGAGGGCGAGGCCAACGACGACGAGAAGACGGUCGCGCGCAAGAAGGCCUACAAGAACUACGGUCUCGACCUGGUGCGCGGCAAGGUGAUUGACGAGAUCAAGGCCGGUGUUCUGGAGCCCACCAUCAGCAAGAUCAGGCAGCUGAAGAGUGCCGUGGAGGCCUGCAUCAGCAUCAUGCGUAUCGAUACCCUGAUCAAGUUGGACCCCGAGCAGCAGGCAGAGGACGACGGACACGGUCACUGAAGAAAGUGGGUGGUGUUUGGAAAAGUUAAAAACAAAAAUGGGCCAAUUGCGGGAGUGUUCAAGGUUAGACGGUUCAUAGAUCACUUUGCUAAUGAUACCUCGUCAUGCCGGCCUGGAUGUCCAGACCUGUGAUACUUUUGGAGUCCC
Molecule: messenger RNA, 1960 nt
Organism: Colletotrichum godetiae
Lineage: Eukaryota; Fungi; Ascomycota; Sordariomycetes; Glomerellales; Glomerellaceae
Product: T-complex protein 1
Exons: 3
Coding region: 113-1813 (566 amino acids)
Biological process (GO): protein folding
Cellular component (GO): chaperonin-containing T-complex
Molecular function (GO): ATP-dependent protein folding chaperone; ATP binding; ATP hydrolysis activity
Source: RefSeq, a predicted model, not a curated record